Molecule: messenger RNA, 431 nt
Organism: Darwinula stevensoni
Lineage: Eukaryota; Metazoa; Arthropoda; Ostracoda; Podocopida; Darwinulidae
Source: the annotation of a GenBank genome assembly
AACGUUAUGAGAUGACGGGCCUCAUUCCAAGCAAAUGGUGUCCCUGGAUCAUUGCAAUGCUUGGCUUGGUCCAAGACUUGCAGCUGACGGAAGGGAAGGAAGCAAGGGGUAAUCCUCUCAAUUUCCCUCCCCGUCACGUCCCGACGAACAUGAAGUUCUGCUUCUUCAAUGUGACCAAUCCCCAGGGAUUUGCGGACGGAAAUGGAUCCCUAAACUUGGUGGAAAUCGGUCCAUACAUGUUUCGAGAGGUCAUAGAAAUGAAUGGGCCCGAGAUAUUUGAAAACGGGACGGUGGAAUAUUAUGAGAAGAAGACUUUCUCCUUCGUGAGAGAAGAGUCGGUCGGGGAUCAGAGCGAGUUGAUGACCACCAUCAACGCUCCAGUACUCUCUUCCAUUGGGGAAUUCCUGGCUUCGACGCUGGCUGUGACAUGA